UACAGAACAGAAUAGAAGAAAUGUUUCGAGAUACUCCAAAGAUUGUUAUAGAAGAUGGAUCUUCUCCAUCUGCUUCAUAUAUUAUGUACAUUAGGAUGGAGGACUUACUAGAAAAACUGAAAUUAUUAAAUUAUGAUACAGAGUUUUUACCAGAGUUCAAAAUAAAAGCUAUAAAUAGGAAUUAUUUUGUUACACAAACAAACCCAGGCGAACAGUUUUAUACUUUUACAUCAUUAGCUGCAUGGUUAAUUAGAAAAGCUGGUAAAAAUUUUGAAUCACCACAAGAAUCAGAUGAUCCUAACUCUACGAUAGCUUUAAUAUUAGAUCAUUUGAGGGACAUUAAUGUAUCAAUAGAAUUUCCACCUAAUAAACUCAAGCAAGGCAGUGGAGAUCAUGCUAUUUAUGUUUUGGAUAACUUAGCAGAUGAAGCAUUGAAAAUACAAAAAUUUCAGUGGAAGAAGGUAGAAAUACCACCUGAUGAGCCAAACAAUGAACCGGAUAUAGAAGAUGAUGAUGCAGAGUUGAUAUUAGAAAAAGUAGAGGAAGAAAUGAUGGCUGAGUAUGACGAAGAGGAUGAAGAUAUUUUGCAUGUUGAUGAUAUUACAAAACAUUAUGGGCAAAAUUUUAGUGAAACACAAAAACCUGAUGAUAUUUUGGAAUCUAAAACAAAUAGGGAAGAAUGGCAGUUAGAAUUGGAAAGAGUUCUACCUCAACUGAAAGUAACCGUUAAGACAGAUUCAAGAGAUUGGAGGUCUCACAUAGAUCAGAUGAAACAACUUCAUACAAAUAUAGCUACAAACCUUCCUGGAACUAAGGGUCAAUUGGAUAAAUUACACACUGAUUUAUCAAAUACAUUAGAUAAAAUAAAAACAAGAGAAUCAUAUUUAAAUAAACAACUUGAGCCAGCUCUGAAAGAGUAUCAAACACUGCAAGAAGAAUUGUCGAAAAUUAAAGAACAAUAUCGAGAUGUUAGCGGUGGUGUAACUGAAAGAACAAGAAUCUUUAAUAAAUUAUCAGAAGAAUUAGAACAUGUUAAAAAGGAAAUGGAUGAAAGAGGAUCGAGUAUGACAGAUGGAACUCCGCUCAUAAAUAUAAAAAAGACAAUUACUAAAGUGAAAAGUGAAAUCUCUGAAAUGAACGUACGAAUCGGCGUAUUAGAGUACAGUCUGAUGUGUGCGAGAAUACGAGAUCGUACACAACUGCAGGAAGACAUGAACAGUACAAACGGCAUCGCGAUAACUUGAGUCUGUUUUUAAUUACCGUUCGUAUCGCAGAGUUAACGAUAAAUAUCAAUUAAGAUAUUAAUUUGUACGGAGAUUUAUCGUUGCCUCUGUUUCGCUAUCUUUGUAUACGUUUUGUGCUCAGUUUGUGUGUAUUACGAGUAAGAAUAACUGUAAAUAAGGGUCCAAUGAAGCAUUUAACACUUGCGUCGUCUGUGUAACAUUUGUAUGCACUAACGAACACUUAAUUUCCAAAAACAGACUGUUCAAUUGUCUAAUAUUUUUC
Dufourea novaeangliae is the source of this 1506-nucleotide messenger RNA. It is a transcript of the gene IFT57, whose product is annotated as intraflagellar transport protein 57 homolog. The transcript is spliced from 7 exons. Gene Ontology annotation, biological process: intraciliary transport; non-motile cilium assembly. The coding region runs from base 21 to 1244 and encodes 407 amino acids. The record is from RefSeq and is a predicted model, not a curated record. NCBI's taxonomy places the organism in Eukaryota, Metazoa, Arthropoda, Insecta, Hymenoptera, Halictidae. Gene Ontology annotation, cellular component: intraciliary transport particle B; centrosome; cilium.